Octopus sinensis (East Asian common octopus) is the source of this 1167-nucleotide messenger RNA. RefSeq lists its product as uncharacterized. The record is from RefSeq and is a predicted model, not a curated record. NCBI's taxonomy places the organism in Eukaryota, Metazoa, Mollusca, Cephalopoda, Octopoda, Octopodidae. Bases 598 to 942 code for a protein of 114 amino acids. The transcript is spliced from 3 exons.
CACACACACUUAUAACUGUAUAGAUAAAUACAAAAAACGUUGUGCAAAAAUAUAUAUAGCCAUAUCUAUACAAACACACAGGUAUAUACGCAUUCUUAUUCGCAUACAUAUUGAGAUCAAGACACAUACACAUUCGAAGACAUUGCAUACACAAGGAGGAAAAGAGAGACAGGAAGAGAGGCUGCAGGAAAGAGAGAAAGAGCUAGAAAAAGUGACUGUAGACAUACAUAUUUGUGUAUAUAGAAAGAUAGAUUGAUAAGCACAGUGAUUCUGGUGAGACACAUUAAAAUCAUAUCCAUACUGUGAUAUAGAUACAUACUUAUAUACAUACAUAUAAAUAAUAUACAUGUAUGUAUAAAGAGGGGGAGAAGUUUACAACACAAGUUACUUCUAUAUGAAUACACACGCACUUAUAAAUAUGUAUACCAACAAUAAAUAUUGGUAUAUAAAAAUAUAGAUUUAUAAAUAUAUAUAUAUAUUAUAUAUAUAUUAUAUAUAUAUACGUAAAUACAUAUAUACGUUCAUACAUACACACAUUUAUGCGUAUAUACAGAGAAAUUACUGACUAACGUGGAACCGAUCUUAAAUAGUACAGUCAUGAAGUUUGACAAGACAUUGGCAGCUGGUCGUUUCCAAUAUUACAUGAUUUUAGCAUUUUUGCUGCUCUUGCUGAGCCAGCUUAACUAUGCCCUCUAUUACGCAAAUGCCAAACCAAAGGGAAACUUUCCGAGACUGGGGAAACGAAAUGAACGAUUGUUCAAGGAACAUUAUAACGCCAUUCUUUCCAGUGCGACGUUCAAUGAUAAAUUGUUACACCCGAAAGAUAUCUUCAGUAAGAAACAACAAGUAUACAGCAUUGUGGAAAAUCUCGAUGCUCAUCUUAGAUCUCGUCUGCUUCAGUCCAUCAGGAACCGUUUCCUUGGAAAGAUAAAAUUGGAUUGAAUGACAAGACAGUAAUGUUACCAAUCAGGAUGAGAAUCAAACCUCGCCCGAGUUCGACCUUCAAUUGCAGCUGGCAUAACUGCCAAGUCUGCUUGCAUUAUCCCACUUCUUUGGAGAUGACCUAAACCAAAUGUUAACCAUUUGGAAUAUUUUGAACUAUAAUAAACACGAUGGAAUAAUAAAUAAAUAAAAAUAUAAAAUAAAUAAAUAAGUAUAUAGCCAUGA